AUGGUCUCUCCUAAACCAAUUUGCGGUCCUCCUCGAGUACUGCGAAUGGCAUCGUAUAGCGAUAUGGUUCUUGCAGCUCACGAGUGUCCGUUUGUGCUACAGUUCAUCGCUGCAGCUUCGAAUUGGCUGCUCCUCGCUGGGUUUGUCGUAUUCCCGGGAGCCUUCACAUCUUUGAGCCGCAUGAAGCUGCUCAGCGAGUCUCAGGCUGGUAGAAGCGCCCAGUAUGUCAUACAUAACACACCUCUUCUGGCUAUUGGAAUUCUAUGUUGCUCUAUUGGAAGUGCAGGGAUUGGUUGGGUCUCAUGGAAAUGCAAGGGAAACUAUGUAUGGCUGGUCGAUCGAAUUUUCGUCCCUGGAUUGCUGAACUCGGUAGUUGCCCUUCUCAUGAGUGUGGUCAAUAUAUACACUGCACAAAAUGGAGAAUGGUCAAUAACAGCGGUAGUAACAGUCUCCAUCAUUGGAAUCUGGGGGACGAUCACUGCAUUGAUGCUCGUCGUUUACGAAUUAUGCUUUCUCAGAAAGUUAAGACAGGAGCAAUAG
This is a messenger RNA of Fusarium proliferatum ET1, 540 nucleotides long. RefSeq lists its product as uncharacterized. Lineage: Eukaryota; Fungi; Ascomycota; Sordariomycetes; Hypocreales; Nectriaceae. The coding region runs from base 1 to 540 and encodes 179 amino acids. The transcript is spliced from 2 exons. The record is from RefSeq and is a predicted model, not a curated record.